AUGGAUUCUCCUUUGAACAUAGAAUUAAACAGAAUAAUGCAAAUUGUAUUAGAAACAAUUAGAAUCAAUCGAUCAACAACAGUAGACGUAUUAUUAGAUGCUUUAAAAUUAAAUUACCCAAACGUUAACACCAUUCACUUGCAAUACAAACUCAAUAAAGUAAUUCGUGAACUGAAAAAUGAAAACGUAAUUCAUGAAAUCAAAAAGCAUAAAAUAGACUUUGGUCAAAAUGUUCAUUGUUGGACUCAAAAUAUGUUUUUGAUUGAUUUGAAUAUAAUUCAGUGCCUGAAAGUACUUGAUAAACUUUUAAGUGAAAUAAAUAUUCAUAAUAUUGCCAUUGAAAGCAAUCAAGAAUUGAUGUCUAGUGAUAAUGAUGAUUAUGAAAAUAACAAUUUAAGUAGUGAUGAUUUAAGUGAAGAAAGCAAUUGUGAAAAUGAUAUAGAGGUAAUUAACAAUUAUAAUGAACAUGAAGUAGCUGCAAAAUAUUUAACAAAACCAGAUAGUUUUUGA
Molecule: messenger RNA, 510 nt
Organism: Rhopalosiphum maidis (corn leaf aphid)
Lineage: Eukaryota; Metazoa; Arthropoda; Insecta; Hemiptera; Aphididae
Product: SWI5-dependent HO expression protein 3-like
Exons: 3
Coding region: 1-510 (169 amino acids)
Source: RefSeq, a predicted model, not a curated record